Molecule: messenger RNA, 3689 nt
Organism: Pimephales promelas (fathead minnow)
Lineage: Eukaryota; Metazoa; Chordata; Actinopteri; Cypriniformes; Leuciscidae
Gene: sgpl1
Product: sphingosine-1-phosphate lyase 1
Biological process (GO): carboxylic acid metabolic process; sphingolipid catabolic process
Cellular component (GO): endoplasmic reticulum
Molecular function (GO): sphinganine-1-phosphate aldolase activity; pyridoxal phosphate binding
Source: RefSeq, a predicted model, not a curated record
GAGUCUCGUCUGAAAGCAAAUCGCGCCCCCUUUUACUCAAACGGCACUUCCUGAUAUAUAAGUUAAGCUUGCUCCUCUGAUUGUGUCAUGCAACGGGGUAUCCGCUCUCAAAACAAGCCAAACAAAGAUCUUUCAGGCUGUCUUCCCCAUUUCUCCCGGAGUAGUUGAAGAAGCGACUUUUUCCAGACGGGUGUAACCUUGGCAAACAAAAUGGACUACAGGAGUGCCUUGGAGGUGUAUAAGGAGAUGGUGCUGCUGUACAUAGAGGAGGCUCGGCGCUUUGUGAAUUCACAAUGUGCUGGUCUGGAGCCAUGGCAGAUCAUUGCGGCCACUUUGCUGUCCACUCUCGGAGCGAUGUGGCUGAAGGGCUUCCUUUUCCAGCAAGAUAGCCUGACGUCAAGAGUAAAGAAGCAAUUCUUUAAAAUCAUCAGAAAAAUCCCAUUUGUCGGAGCAACGAUUCAGAGUCAGCUCAACAAAGCAUUGGAUGACAUGUCAGUGAGUCUGUGCACCUUGAAGGAAGGCAUGAGCUACACCAAACACCUGCCAGCACAAGGCCUCACCCAAAAACAGCUCCUUGACAAGAUCAGGGAAUAUGAGACACUGAGUGAGGUAGACUGGGCGAAAGGCAAAGUGUCAGGCGCAGUCUACUGGGGGGAUGAGAAGCUCACAGAUCUCCUAGUGAAGGUGUAUGGUGACUUUGCCUGGACAAACCCCCUCCACCCAGACCUGUUCCCUGGGGUUAGGAAGAUGGAGGCAGAAGUGGUGCGGAUGUCUUGCGCUCUAUUUAAAGGAGGGCCAGAUUCCUGUGGCACAGUUACCUCAGGUGCAGAAAGCAUCCUGAUGGCAUGCAAGGCAUACAGAGACAUGGCUCAUGAACGUGGCAUCAUUCACCCAGAGAUCAUUGCUCCCGUGAGCGUCCAUGCUGCAUUUGACAAAGCUGCACAUUACUUUGGGAUGAAGCUCAUUCACAUACCUCUGGACAAGAAGACCAUGAAAGUUGAUGUGAAGGCCAUGAAGAGGGCCAUCUCUAAAAAUACAGCAAUGCUGGUGUGUUCAGCUCCUCAGUUCCCACAUGGAAUAAUGGACCCUGCAGAAGUGGCAACGCUUGCUGUAAAAUACAACAUCCCAUUUCAUGUGGAUGCAUGCUUGGGUGGGUUCCUGAUAGUAUUUAUGGAAAAAGCAGGUUUCAAACUUGAUCCCUUUGAUUUCCGGGUCAAAGGUGUGACCAGUAUCUCAGCUGAUACACAUAAGUAUGGUUAUGCUCCCAAAGGCUCCUCAGUGGUGCUCUACAGUGAAAGGAAAUAUCGCCACUACCAGUAUUUUGUAGCCCCAGACUGGCAGGGAGGAAUUUACGCGUCUCCAUCCAUGGCUGGAUCUCGGCCUGGAGGCAUAAUUGCAGCCUGUUGGGCUACUAUGAUGCACAUGGGUGAGAACGGAUACGUUGACGCCACCAAGAAAAUUAUUGGGAUAGCCCGCAAAAUCAAAGCAGGAAUCCGCAAAAUAGAUGGGCUUUUUGUAUUCGGUGAUCCAGAGGUGUCUGUGGUGGCAUUAGGCUCUGAUGUUUUUGAUAUCUUUCGCUUAUCUAAUGCACUGACUCAAAAGGGCUGGAAUCUCAACUCUCUGCAGUUCCCAUCUAGCAUUCAUAUUUGUGUCACAAUGCUACACACACAGCCUGGAGUAGCAGAGCAGUUCCUCAGUGAUGUGAAAAGAGAAGUAGCCAUCAUCAUGAAGAAUCCUAAAGAGAAGACCACGGGAAUGGGAGCCAUCUAUGGCAUGGCCCAGUCCAUUCCUGACCGAUCAAUGGUGACUGAGGUCUCACAGGGAUUUUUGGACUGCCUCUAUAGCACUGAGGUGCCCAAGAUACAGAACAAGCCCCACAAAAACCAUAAGAACCACAUGAAUGGCAACUCCAAAGUGCACUGAGAAUGACUGCCAGGGUCUCCACCCUUAGCUGGCUGAAGGGAUGCUCACCACAAUCAUUUAAUCAUUCAUUCACUUCAUUCAGUCGUCUAUUUACAACUAACGAUUUUAUGUAUAAGCCAUAGUCACCUGAUAUUUUGGGAUUCGUGACUGAGGAGCAAUGGUAUCCUGUCUGUAAGACUAUGGAGAUUGCUGCACAAGUAUCUAUGUGAAUCUGUGAAGGGUCUGGGAUAUCUGUAGUGAGUGCAGAUUUACUUCUUUCAUUUCUUAUUUUUAUGACCAGUGCACACCAUAUGAAUUUGAUCACACUCCCACUGUUAUUUUUGGAAGUGUUUUCUGACACUUAAAUAUAAUGUUGUCAUCAUGUUUUAACAUCUGGUGAUUUUUAUUUAUUUAUUUUUUUUCACCCAGGUUAUUGACAAACAGUUUGGACAAUUUCUGAGAGAUAAAUAAUGCAGAUUAGGAUAAAAUCCUAUAAUCUGAUCAAAAUGGAAAAAAACACACUGUUAGUCUUUUUUUAAUAUUCCCAAUAGAAACUUGAAAACAUAACAGACCAUUUUAGAAUGGUAGGGCUGCUCAGGUAAACCUAUUUUACAAAUGUUUAGUUUUAUUUAUUUAUUUUUAAUUCCCCAUAUCUAGUAGACAUUUUAUAGUCCAGUCGCAAAACAUCCAUCUUAUUGAAAAGAUAUCUCACAAUUUUUAAAUUACCUGAUAUCAGGACAAAAUGUAACAAAUACAUUGACCAUGGUAUGCAGUCAAUAUUACUUGGUUGAAAUUCCCAUCAUAUGGGUUUUUAAUGACCACAUUUCACCCUAUCUACCUCAAAUCUAUUUCAAAUAAUUGUAAAAUUAAUAAUUGAUUGUUUCCUUUUUGUCUAAAUUCUGAGAAAUGUCACCUAAGUGGACAUUUUAAUCACAAGUGCUCCAGGUUAUGGCUUUCACAGUAUGGUUUGAAGGGUUUCAGCUGUCUUUCAAUUGAUUAAUGAAUUUUCCUUUGAGUUAUAUUUGUGUGUUGUUUUUGUUUGGUUUCUUUGUUCCAGCUUAACUCAAUUGAAUGACAGCUAAGCCCUGGAACAACAAGAAGGGAAAUUAAUUUGUGCAUGAAGUCAGUGAUAUGAGGAAGUGAUGACAUGGUACCAUGGAAACAUCACAUCAGAUCUUGUCAGCUAUAUAAUCCCAUAAGCAUUUAUAAUAUUUGUGACCACUGUGUGUUUUUUUUUUUUUUAAAUAUUUUAAAUCACUAAUAUAAUGUCUCAUAUUUCAAUGUUUUUUUUUUUCUUUUCAAUUCAGUAAUUUCCAUGUACUUUUUUAACCUCUUUUGGGGACUCGAGUAGGAGGCGGGAUAGUUUUUUUUCUAUGAUACCACUGUAGUACAGUGUAUUCUCAAGAACUGUAACAUGCCUUAGGCUAAGACAUAGAUGUGGAUUUUUGUCUUCAAAAAGCGACCCUUCUUGCCUAAAUUAAGAAUUUUAAUGUCAUUAUGCAAUAAUCUGUAAUUACUGUAACUACUGAAACUGAGGCACCUUGAUCUUAAUAUUUGAAGCAUUACAUGACCUCUAUGGUUAUGGUUGUAUGAAGCACAAAACUAAUAGCAUUCACCUAAAUGCCUUUCAUGGUCGUCAGGGUGUGGGCUAUUAGGCUAACAUAGUAGCUAAAUCUGCCUCAGGGACAAGGCCAUUACCACAUCAUGCAAUUUGUUUCAAAUUUGUCCUGUAAUGUUUUCUUGUUCCUAAUAUACAUCAAUAAACAUGGUCUUAAAAGAAAUAUGAA